Molecule: messenger RNA, 2340 nt
Organism: Physcomitrium patens
Lineage: Eukaryota; Viridiplantae; Streptophyta; Bryopsida; Funariales; Funariaceae
Source: RefSeq, a predicted model, not a curated record
UAAGAUUGUCCAACUUCAUUGGAGCGAUUGAUAAGGAGGUGUUGGAGCCAAGAUGCAAAGUGCCCGGCCGCGGUUCGAUGAAAUAUGUGUUGAAUUGCGGAAUGUGAAAUGUCAACUUCUCAGAUCAUUACCCCAUUGCGAAUUAACGACUCAAGAUCGGUCGAGCCAUCAUUCAAUCAGCAGACCUAAGUCCCCAAGUCCUGGAUUCGAACAGGGAAGGACUGGGGGAAUGGUGAAGUUUACAAUUGCUGAAUUGAAAAAAAUUACUGGUAACUUUUCCGAAUCUCACUUGAUCGGAGAUGGAGGAAGGUUGAUUUUGAGGAAUUUGAGUCCGUAGUUGAAGUUUAUACUCAACUGGAGCACAUGAACUUGGUGAAGCUGAUAAGCUACGUGGACGUGAAGAAUGAGCGCCUUCUUGUGAUUGAGUAUGUGCCGAAUGGAAACUUGAGGCAACAUCUUGACGGCAUUCCUAAUGGGAUUAUUCUGGACAUGAGCACCCGCUUGAAUAUUGCCAUCGAUGUGGCUGAAGCUCUUACAUGCCUUCACUAUUUUUCGGACAGGCCUAUAAUUCAUAGAGAUGUGAAACCUAGCAACAUUUUACUCAGUGAUAGCUUUCGCGCUAAGGUUGCCAUUUCCGAUCUUUCUCGAUUUGGUCCCUCGCAAGAAGGUGCUACAAUUAUUAUGCAAAUUAUGGGGACCAUAGGGUAUCUGGACCCAGAGUAUAUUGUAACGUGGGAACUGAACGUGAAAAUUGAUGUAUACUCUUUUGGGAUAUUGCUCCUUGAGCUUUUCACAGGGAGGCGCCCUUUUGGGCUGAGACAUUCUACGGAUGAGCUACCCCUGGAGAGAUGGGCUUUCAAAUACUAUUCGGAGGGAUGGCUGAGGGUUAUUAUUGAUCCAAAGCUUCAGUUAACAGCUGCUGCUUUGUUGAUUUUGGAGCGCGUAUUUGAGCUUGCAUUUUCUUGUUCAGCACCUACGAAAGUUGAUCGCCCUAACAUGAGAGAGGCCAAGGAGAUGUUAUGUUGCAUCAGAGAAGAAUAUCAGCUGAGUGUAGAUCGACAACAGGAAGGUUUAGAGGCAGAGUCAGAAUAUGGUAACUCUUAGGAGAAUGGAGCCAUACUCCGCGGGGAAGGCCGUCGCUAUCAUGGUACUCUCAUGGAGAUACCGAGAGUGAGAAGGCUCGGACAAGCAGGCGCCCAGAGGAUAAUCACAGGAGUUACUUGACCUGAGAAAUAUUUGAGAACCAACUGAAUACAGGACUACGAGGAUGAGGAGUGUCAGGUCAACAAAGAGGUCAUGGGACAUUGCGAGGAUUCUCCUGGGGAAUAGGGGGCGUUGUAUGGUGUCUAUGUUCCAUCUUAUAUUCUCAAUCGCUUCAUAUUCCCUGUCAGAGAUAUUCUGAGAAACGGUACAGACUAGAUACCUUUUUUCUUUUCUUUUUUCUUUUUGUUUUGAUUGACACUGGCUGAUUACUGUAUCCUAAUAGCAGGUCCAUCGCUUACCUGUCGAAUAUUUCUGUUAUUGGAAACUUCAGAGAAUCGUUUACGGCGACCACAGAAGGUCAUGGCUCUCGGGGGCGACGGUUUGUGCCUCUGGGAGGGGCUCAGACCCUUAACGCUUCAUGAAUUUGAAAAUAACAACCUUGAGCUGUACAUCUUUUGAUCCCUUAAGUACCAUGUUAACUAAAUUGAUUGUUAUUGUUAACAAAGUAGGUCGGUCGCAUCUAUUGAAACUACUUUCUUUCCAUGGUUGGAAGUUAUGGUGCAUUAUAAGUUUAUUCCUGCUGUUGCUGCGUGACAGGGUGGGAAUUCGUUGAAGGAGGUUCACCGUCAGGGUUCAGGCCAAUUUUUCUUCUGAUACUCUUGAGACUCAGAUUCGUGCAGACGUGGGUAAGGAGUGAACCUGUUCUGCUUGAAAAGACUGUCUCAUUUUCUUCGAUGAGAUUUGGCUGGAGCGUCAGCAUUCAAAGCUGAGGUCCAGUCAGUUUGACAAGGUCAUAUCAGGAGUUACUGAUAUUGCUUUCAGAUUCAUGUACUGUAGGGUGUCAAAUAGUUUAUGAGGAGCUCAAAUUGAUCUAUAGAUGUGUCAAAUGCUGAUUCAUGUGCGUUUCUGAGGCCCGAGUUUGUGCACAGAAGCCGAAGUGGUAAUAUAGUUUUUCUCUUUUGUGCAAUAUACAUCCCUAGUUAUCUGAAUUUCAACACAUGCUCUUAAGCGACGUGGAUCAAUCAAAAAUCGACCAGAUAUAGCUCCUUCAGCAGUUAUUGUUUGAACGAAUCUUUGAGAUUUAGUUUGUUCUUCGGGGUUUGCUAGUUUUGCUAAAGAAGCUUUGAAACGUUUCAA